CGGAGUUAAGAAACUUUCACACCGACCGAGUGGAGUGGAGUGGAGUGGACGGCGGACAGAUAUGUGCCCGGCUCGGAUAGUUGACCCCUGGUGAGGGUUAAAGUGCUUAGUUUUAACUACACAUAUGCUUUAACAUCUGCGUCUUGGCGCUGCGUCAAAAUGAUGCGCUUCCUGCUGCUCUUCAGCCGUCAGGGGAAGCUGCGUCUGCAGAAGUGGUUCACGCCUAUGUCAGAGCGUGAGAAGAAGAAAAUCAUCAGGGACAUGACCACCAUGGUGUUGUCACGGCAACCACGGUCGUGUAACUUCCUGCACUGGAAAGACCUGAAGAUUAUUUACAAGAGGUAUGCGAGCUUGUAUUUCUGUUUGGCUAUAGAGAACCAGGAGAAUGAGCUGUUAGCCCUGGAGGUUAUUCAUCGCUACGUGGAGCUGCUGGACAAAUACUUUGGCAAUGUGUGUGAGCUGGACAUAAUCUUUAACUUUGAGAAAGCCUAUUUUAUCCUGGAUGAAUUUCUAAUGGGAGGAGAAAUACAGGAAACCUCCAAACAGAUUGUGAAUCGCUGCAUCGAAUCCUCAGACAUGCUACAGGAGGAUGACAGCAGUGAGUGGUAUGAGGUGGAGCUGUUUGGAUGACCUUGAAUAUGGACAGAAAGACCAUGGAGGAGUACAUGAGCAAACCUGCAUUUUAACCUGUGGAAAAGGAUAAAGUUGGGAUGUCGCCGGGAGGAUUAUGGGAACCAAAUGUACCGUACGGGUCAAAGGAGUUUCUGAGUGUGAAAAUGGGAUUGACUUUGAUUUCAGCCUACUGAACGUCUGCUUGCCUUCUGCCUAAAGCAUUACUCAGUUCGAACUCAGAUGAGUGUAAUAUGGCUUUAAAAUCUUUUGCUCAACUGAAGAAGGGAAUGAGAAAUGCUUUUACACUGUGUGCCGAUAUUGAUUUAUAAAUGAAGUAGCAAUAGAGGAUCAGGGAUGUGAAAAUCAUAACUAUGAAGUGAUUAUUGGAUUUAUAAGUGUGUUGAGUUCAUAUAAAAUCAGUAACAGUAUAUUUAAGUCAUGAAUUACACUGGAAGUUAAUACAUUUACACUGAAGAUAAUUUUAGGGAAAUAUCAUCCAGCUUUAUAUAUAUAUAUAUAUAUAUAUAUAUAUAUAUUUAAAAAAACAUAAUUUCAGUCCUAAAAAAAUAUAUUUGUUUGCUUUCCUUGUUAACUGAUUUUUGAAUAAGACUGAUUCAGAGGAUUUUAGUGUGUGUAGCUUGUGUCAUAUGUGUGGGUAUUUUAAAGGAGUGUUUGCUAGUGUGGGUGUGAAUAUUUCUGUCUUUUUAUAAUGUGCAAUUUUUAAGGUUGAAGCUUAUGAUUAAAAUAUGUAUUUUGAUAAACAGUU
This is a messenger RNA of Sphaeramia orbicularis (orbiculate cardinalfish), 1378 nucleotides long. RefSeq names its product AP-1 complex subunit sigma-3-like. The transcript has 6 exons. Gene Ontology annotation, biological process: intracellular protein transport; vesicle-mediated transport. Lineage: Eukaryota; Metazoa; Chordata; Actinopteri; Kurtiformes; Apogonidae. Gene Ontology annotation, molecular function: clathrin-cargo adaptor activity. Bases 160 to 630 code for a protein of 156 amino acids. The record is from RefSeq and is a predicted model, not a curated record. Gene Ontology annotation, cellular component: AP-1 adaptor complex; membrane coat.